Saccostrea cuccullata (small rock oyster) is the source of this 738-nucleotide messenger RNA. Its product is annotated as uridine 5'-monophosphate synthase-like. The transcript is spliced from 5 exons. The record is from RefSeq and is a predicted model, not a curated record. The annotation marks the transcript as partial. Gene Ontology annotation, biological process: pyrimidine nucleobase biosynthetic process; UMP biosynthetic process. Gene Ontology annotation, molecular function: orotidine-5'-phosphate decarboxylase activity; orotate phosphoribosyltransferase activity. Lineage: Eukaryota; Metazoa; Mollusca; Bivalvia; Ostreida; Ostreidae.
CCUUUCAUACCGAACCCGAACUUAUUUACAACGAACAGCAUGGCGGCAAAUGAGAAAUCGUUAAAUAGUAGAAAAGAAUCAUUAAUAUUAGAACUCUAUAAAGUACAGGCUGUGAAGUUUGGAAAUUUUAAGUUGAAAAGUGGCAUUGAUUCUCCAGUAUAUUUUGAUUUGCGUGUCAUUGUGUCAUAUCCCUCUCUUUUGAAUGAAGUAUCGGAAUUGACGUGGGAGGUGGCUAAAUCAGCUGACUGUCGUUUUGACUCUGUCUGCGGCGUUCCGUACACAGCACUUCCAGUAGCAACAUGCUUCUCUGUUCACCACAAGGUGCCGAUGUUAAUUCGCAGAAAAGAGGCAAAAGAUUAUGGUACAAAGAAGAUGGUGGAGGGUCACUACAGGGAGGGAGAGAGCUGUCUGAUCGUGGAGGACGUGGUAACUAGUGGUGGCUCUGUCAUGGAAACCGUUCAGACCCUUCAGUCAAUAUCAGUAAGAGUUACUGAUGCUGUAGUUCUACUGGACAGGGAACAAGGUGGACAAAGAGCUCUGAAGAAAAAAGGCAUAACACUUCAUAGUGUUUGCACUUUGACAACAGUACUAGAAGUGUUGGAAUCUCACGGAAAGUUAGAUAAAAACAUCGUAGAGAGGACCAGAAGAUUUAUCAAGGAGAACAGAUUCGAUGGUGAAACUCCGACAAAUGGCUCAGAGAAAAUUGUACCAGAUCCAAACAAGAAAACAAAAUUUACA